Molecule: messenger RNA, 1344 nt
Organism: Aspergillus mulundensis
Lineage: Eukaryota; Fungi; Ascomycota; Eurotiomycetes; Eurotiales; Aspergillaceae
Exons: 4
Coding region: 1-1344 (447 amino acids)
Biological process (GO): transmembrane transport
Cellular component (GO): membrane
Molecular function (GO): transmembrane transporter activity
Source: RefSeq, a predicted model, not a curated record
AUGGCGAGCCCAGCGAGGAAAAAUCGAUGCAAUGCGUCGGGAGAUUCUAGAGAUGAAAGGCUCCCUCAAGCCCGUGUCCAAGGGUUGGAGGAAGAUCUCAACCUCUCGGGCUAUCAAUAUAACAUCGUCCUCAGCGUCACAUUCAUCGGGUACAUUCUGAUGCAAGUGCCCAGUAACAUGCUACUUUCUUUGACCCGUCCCAGCAUCCAUCUCUCGGUCUGCAUGGUCGCUUGGGGAAUAGCCAGUGGAGCUACGGGGCGGUGCAGAACUUCUCAGGCCCCCUUCUUCGCCGGUUGUGCAUUCCUCUUCAGUGGCUGGUACACCCGCAAAGAGAUCGGGUUCCGUCUGGCCAUCUUCUACUGCGCCGCCAUGCUAGCAGGCGCCUUUGGCGGCCUCUUCGCCGCCGGCAUCGAAGCAGGCUUCAAGAAUCACACUCUCCGCUCAUGGCGCUGGCUCUUCAUCAUCGAGGGCGCGGCUACUGUCCUCUUCGCCAUCCUAACAGGCUUCAUCAUCCCCGACUGGCCCGCAACCACGAAAUGGCUGUCCCCCGAAGAACGCGCCCUGGACAUAAUCCGCAUAACGGAAGACGCCGGCACAGAAGACGAGGGCUUCUCAACCUGGGACGCCACCAAACUCGCGGUUUCCAACCACCGCAUCUGGGUGUGCAUCGUCAGCCAAGUCUGCCUACAGGCUGUCGCAUCAUUAACAAACUUCCUCCCGACCCUCGUGCAGAACUUCGGCUUCGGCACUAUUGAAACCCUGCUCCUCACCGCACCCCCUUAUGUCCUCGCAGCUCUUGUCUGCCUAACAAACUCCUAUCUCUCCGACCGCUAUUCCACGCGAUCCCCCUCAAUCCUCAUCCCCAACGCCAUCGCAGUGACGGGAAUAAUCAUCACCGUCGCAACAACCAUCAGCGCCGCCCGCUACGUCGCCAUCUUCAUGAUGCUCCCCGGGACAUACGGGUGCAUGAUGAUUUCGAACGCAGGGAUGGCGAAUAUUGCCGCGAGGCCGCAAAAGGUGCGUGCUAUCGGGCUAGCCAUGAAUAACUCGCUUGGUAAGUCAGCACUGGUUUGGACGCCGUAUCUUUAUCCCGAGAACGCGGGGCCGCGGUAUGUUGUUGCUUGGUCGGUCAAUCUAGCGCUUAUGGCGGUUUGCAUGACGAGUACGGGGCUCUUGAGGGUUUUGUUGGCGAGGGAGAAUAGGCGGUUGAAGUCUGUGGAGGAGAGUCUCGUGGAUGAUGGGGGUGAGGAUGGGAUUAAGGCGAAGGAUCAUGUUUAUCAUAUUGCGAGGGCUACUGCUGGGAGUGAUGGGGAGGGUGGUGUUAGGGCUCGGUAUCAAAUUUGA